AUGGCCCCUGGUUCGCGAGAAGAGCCAAGUCCGGAGAACGAAAAGACACUGGUGGCCACCACCAUAAGGCUUCCCGAGAGCCCUCAACCCAGCGGUGCAUUCAGAGAUCGAACGCCAGAUUACGCCUCGGAAAAUACGACCGCUAACGAAGAGUCAGAAUCUGAAGGCGCGUCGCAGCCCCCCGGCGAUGAUGAGACUCAAGAUCCGCUACCUCAAAUCAGGAGGCUCAUGAAAGAUUUGCUCUCAAAGGCUCAGAAGAUUCUGGAACCAGCCUUUGAUACAAAUACCGCCAACACCUACGGAACGGCCAUUCAACCACUGUGCCGCGCUUUGGAAGACUAUCGAACUCGCCUCCCUCCGGCGGCCCCUUCAAAGGAUGAGGCUCGCCAUCCGAAGAUGGUCUUGAAACAUUUCUCCCAACUGCUCAACACAGAUUCUGCGAUUACAGGGGCCGCCCUUGACUCGUCGUAUCAGAGCAUACUCGCGUUCUUCGAAGGACCGCCCUCGUCGCCAUAUGCAGGAGGAGUCUUCUCUGUCCUGAUUACGCCACCAACCGAUUACCCCUUCCACGCUCCGAAAUGCCAGUUCCUGACGAAGAUGUACCAUCCCAACAUUGACUCGGACGGGAGUAUUUGCCUGGAUAUCCUAGGGAAGGAAUGGUCACCGUGGUUCCAUUUCGGGGGCGUCAUGCUCGGGAUCUUGUCCAUUCUGACGGAUCCGGGGCUCGAGGAUCCGCUUGUUCCCGAGAUUGCUGUGACGUAUCUGACGGAUCGCAAGCAUUUCAACGAAGACGCUGAAUUGUAUACGCGCAAGUAUGCGACUUUGGAGAACGCUCUGUCGCUGCUGCCAGAGCUGCCCAGUGUGGCAGGCAAGAAGUCAGGCCAAAUUGACGAGUUGGCAGAGAAAUUGGGCACUUCCAGUCUGGGCGUCUAA
Molecule: messenger RNA, 933 nt
Organism: Clonostachys byssicola
Lineage: Eukaryota; Fungi; Ascomycota; Sordariomycetes; Hypocreales; Bionectriaceae
Source: the annotation of a GenBank genome assembly